Molecule: messenger RNA, 2368 nt
Organism: Phragmites australis (common reed)
Lineage: Eukaryota; Viridiplantae; Streptophyta; Magnoliopsida; Poales; Poaceae
Product: protein SNOWY COTYLEDON 3-like
Exons: 7
Coding region: 314-1951 (545 amino acids)
Biological process (GO): spindle assembly; centrosome cycle
Cellular component (GO): cytoplasm; nuclear microtubule; centrosome
Molecular function (GO): microtubule binding
Source: RefSeq, a predicted model, not a curated record
CAGUGUGGGGCCUCACAAAGCUUAAUCUGCAAAUAAUGGCCGUUUUUAAGGGCCCUAAAGCUGAUGCUUGCUGGGUUUUGGAGCCUCAUUUGUAUGCGCGGAUCAAUUUGACGGGCGGGUUCGGGAGCUAAGCCGGAUGGAUUUCAGCUGCUGAGCUCCUCCCGGCUCUUCUGGUCUGUCCCCCUUUGCAUUGCCAACGCAUCAGGGACGUCGAUCAGGAGCAGGAGCGGCGAAUCUGGAGCCCAGUGGACCUGCAUUGCCGCGGGGGCGCCGCGCGUAGCCAGAUCUCCCCCUGCCGCGGCACCGGCACGGCAUGGUGGCUGCCGCGGCAGCGGCCACCGCGCCAGAUCCGGCCCACCCCGCGCGCCCGCCGCUCACUCCGGCGCUCGACAAGCCCAACUCCGCCGCUGCGCGAAGGCCCGCGCGCUCCAUCAAGCCCGUCUCCUCGAGGUACCUGUCCGCCGCGGCCGCCGCGUCCCCGGCCUCCUCCACUUCGUCCUCGACUUCCUCGUCGUCGUCUCUCCGCUCCCUGUCCGCGCAGCGCGCCCGCGCCUCCACCCCGCCACCGCAGCACUCCACAUCGCCAACCACCACCGCGGCGGCUUCGGCGGCGACCGCCACCGCGACCACGAUGCGGAGCCUCUCGGUGUCGUUCCAGGGGGAGUCCUUUUUCUUCAAGACGUCGCGCGCACCGCGGGCCUCCUCGCCGUCAUCCCCGGCCGCGCGGCGCGGGCCCACGCCGGAGCGCCGGAAGAGCGUGUCCUCCGUGCCGGAGGCCGAUAGCGCGCGGCCGCAGCACCGAUGGCCCGCCGUGAAGCCCAAGGCGUCGGACCCGCUCGCCCGCAGCCUCGACUGCAGCCUCGACCGCAAGGACUCCAUCCUGGCUGCCGUCCACCUGCUCCGCCGCUCCAUGGCCUUCGACUCCACCACCUCCCUCUCCCCGUCCGACCCGGCAGCUGCAGCCGCGCCCGACCUCUCCGCGUCCUCCGACACAGACAGCGUCUCGUCUGGUAGCAACUCGGGCGCUGGUGACCCCCCGCGCCGCGGCAUCAGCGUGCCGGCGAGGUUCUGGCAGGAAACCAACAGCCGCCUGCGCCGGCUUCCGGAGCCCGGGCUGCCACUACCGUCGUCUGCCCGGAGGUCGUUCUCAGACAGUCCAAUGUCGCCGAGGCUGCCGGGCCGGUCCCCAUCCCCAUGCCGGGGAAGCAGGGGCACUGCGAGCCCAUCAAGAGGCCGUGGUGGGGAGGCAUCGCCAAAUGGGCAUACGGUGCAGGCGCCAGCAAACGCGCCAUCUAUCAUCAGCUUUGCGGCAGAGGUGAGAAGGGCGAAGAAAGGGGAGAACAGAAUCGAGGAGGCACACAGGUUGCGGCUGCUGGACAACCGGCAUUUGCAGUGGCGGUGCAUUAAUGCUCGGACAGAUGCGGCGCUUCUGGUGCAGAGCUUCACUGCCGAGAAAACCCUGCACAGUGCAUGGAAAGAAAUAUCGAGAUUGCGUGAUAAUGUCAUUUCCAAAAGGUGCAGACUCCAGCUCCAAAAACAAAAACUCAAGCUGUUUGCUAUUCUUAAGGGACAAAUGUCAUAUCUAGAGGACUGGUCUCAUAUUGAAAAACAUCAUUCAAGUUCUAUGUCAGCAGCAAUCAAAGCACUGAAGGCUAGUACUCUUCGCCUUCCGGUUGUUGAUGGUGCAAAGGCUGAUGUGCAAGGUGUGAAGGAAGCUGUUAACUCAGCGGUGGACAUGAUGCACACAAUGACAUCCUCGACAUGUACUUUGCUAUCAAAGGUUGAGGGAGCAACUUCUGUGGUGUCUGAGCUUGCCAAACUCGCAACACAAGAACAAAUGUUGUUGGACCAAUCAAGGGAUCUCUUGUCCACGGUUGCAGCAAUACAUGUUAAGCGGUGUAGUUUGCAAGCUCAUAUGCUACAACGAAAGCAAAAGCAGAGCUCGACAUAGUUGUAGAUCAGUUUGCCUUGCCACGUUCGUGGUCACUAACAUCACACGGCCUAAUCUUUUCUCGCUGGAGACUGUGCUAAAGCCUAAAGGUAAUAAAAGCUGUAACCAUUUGUUGGGUGUGAAGUGUGUCCUAAUCUGCUUGAUCAUCUCACCGAGUGUAGCUGAUUCAUGUAAUUUUUUGAGUGCAUAUCACCAUAGAAGCGAUCCCUUUUACCUGCAGUCGUUGCAGUUGUUUGUAUACAGAAAUCCUAGCCUUGACCCAAAGAUAAGCUUCCUGUAGAUAUGAAAAAGCUUGUCGUUUGCGUGCGUAACUCUUCUGUGCGGAGUGCUGGUGAAUGUUUGUAUUGUGGAGUGGAGACGAUUGUUGGUUUGAUACAGGUGUUUUCAUGGCAAAAUUAACAAGGAAGUUCAUCCUGA